AUGAGUGACAGCAUUGGGUUCCAGCCAGCAGCUGUGCAGUUCUGCUAUGAAAAUGUCAAUGGCUCCUGCAUUCAGACUCACUACUCCCCUGUACUCCGAUUCAUCCUUUACCUGACCUAUGGCACUGGGGUUAUCCUGGCUGUCUUGGGAAACCUCCUGGUCAUGAUUUCCAUCCUUCACUUCAGGCAGCUGCACUCUCCAGCCAAUUUCCUCAUUGCCUCCUUGGCUUGUGCUGACUUUCUGGUGGGAGCCACUGUGAUGCCCUUCAGCAUGGUGAGGUCUGUGGAGAGUUGUUGGUACUUUGGCAACAGUUACUGUAAACUUCAUACUACUUUUGAUGUGGCAUUUUGUUACACUUCCCUCUUUCACUUGUGCUUCAUCUCUAUUGAUAGAUAUAUUGCUGUUACUGACCCUCUCACCUAUCCAACCAAGUUCACAUUCUCUGUCUCUGGGCUGUGCAUAGCUCUCUCCUGGGCCUUCACGAUGACUUACAGUGGGUCUGUUUUUUACACAGGUGUCAGUGCUGAUGGACUGGAGGAGUUAAUAAGUGCCCUCACUUGUGUGGGAGGCUGCCAGCUUGCCGUGAAUCAGAAAUGGACCUUAAUACAUUUUCUGUUGUUUUUCAUACCCAGCCUCAUUAUGAUCAUUCUCUACUCUAAGAUUUUUCUAGUAGCUAAAAUACAGGCUAGAAAGAUUGAAAAUACAGGGAGCACAGGGGACUCUUCAGAUAGUUACAAAGCCAGAGUGUCCAAGAGAGAGAGAAAAGCAGCCAAAACACUGGGCAUAGCUGUGAUUGCAUUUCUGAUUUCAUGGUUACCCUACUCACUUGACUCAUUAAUUGAUGCUUUUCUUGGUUUCUACACCCCUGCCUAUAUUUAUGAGAUCUGCUGUUGGUUUGCUUAUUAUAACUCAGCUGUGAAUCCCCUGAUUUAUGGUUUCUUUUACCCUUGGUUUCGAAAGGCUAUAAAACUCAUUGUCACUGGCAAAGUCUUAGAGCAUGGCUCUUCAACCAUGAGUUUGUUUUCUGAACAAGAAUGA
Molecule: messenger RNA, 1038 nt
Organism: Monodelphis domestica (gray short-tailed opossum)
Lineage: Eukaryota; Metazoa; Chordata; Mammalia; Didelphimorphia; Didelphidae
Product: trace amine-associated receptor 8a-like
Biological process (GO): G protein-coupled receptor signaling pathway
Cellular component (GO): membrane
Molecular function (GO): trace-amine receptor activity
Source: RefSeq, a predicted model, not a curated record